This is a messenger RNA of Fonsecaea nubica, 2394 nucleotides long. RefSeq lists its product as hypothetical. Gene Ontology annotation, biological process: L-tryptophan biosynthetic process. The coding region runs from base 1 to 2394 and encodes 797 amino acids. Lineage: Eukaryota; Fungi; Ascomycota; Eurotiomycetes; Chaetothyriales; Herpotrichiellaceae. The record is from RefSeq and is a predicted model, not a curated record. The transcript has a single exon.
AUGCCAUCUCAAGGGUCGAUCCUCUUUGUCGACGCAUACGACUCAUUCGCAGAGAAUAUAGUUGCUCUCCUUCAUGAGUACCUCCAAGUCGAAGUCACUGUGGUCAAGAUCGAUUGUGAUAUCCCGGCCCAAUUCAACCGCUCUCCGCAGGCAUUCUUUGCCAGUUUCGAUGCAAUAGUCCUGGGUCCUGGUCCGGGAAACCCACACAAUGAGUCAGAUGUUGGUCUCUACAACAAGGUCUGGGCCUGUGCCGCCAAAGACAAUAUUCCGGUGUUGGGCAUAUGUCUAGGUUUCCAGAGCCUAUGUGUUCAGCAUGGAAUCCCCGUCGUGCGCCUGGAUCUGCCAUGUCAUGGACACGCUAAGGUGAUAUAUCACACCGAUACGGAUGUCUUCUGUCGUUCAGGAAGCAUUAUUGCUACAAACUACAACAGCUUAGGGGCUCGCCUGAGAUCAUUCAAGCGAAAUGGAUCCCCGAGUCGUCCAAGUUCCUCUGCCUCGAGCGAGAGCGUGUUGUCCCUGCGCAGCCUGCCAUCUACCGUGUCAGGCCCUUUCGACCCUUUGGCUGAACUAUCGCCAUACCAGACAUGCAACAAUCUGGAGGUCCUGGCCUGGGAUAGCGAUGGUUGGGUCAUGGCAGUCAGACACAAGCACUUUGCGUUUCACGGUUUCCAGUUUCACCCUGAAUCGUGCAAGUCCAGUUUGGCUUGCCAAACGGUCAUCAAACAGUGGUGGGAUACUACACGAAAGCACAACGCUGUGCAUCGAGAUCUUGAGUCUGCCACAGAGGCGCCUUCUCGCAGUUUUGCGGAAGUGGCUCUUGCUCGUGAGAGCACUGUCUUGUCUGAAAAGCUAGAGUUACUCUCAAAGUCAUGCAACGGCACCAUCUGUCAGAAGACCCUACAUCUACCGCUCGGGAGCAGGGCUAUUGCCAAUCUAUGCCAACAAAGAUCACCGCCCGACGCUUCUGUGAUGCUGGAGUCUACCAAAAGGGGUCAAUACAGCAUAUACGCCUUCCCUGACGAAUGCAGUUUUCACUUGGAAUAUACUGGCGGAUGUGCUAAGCUCUCACAAGGGUCCGGCCCUGCUACCAAUCACCUGCUCGCUCGCGAACAUUUGGUGGAAAACCUGGAAGCUUUUCUUGCUAGCAAGACUCUUCGAGAGCACGCUGCGUCUGAAGUCCCGUUCAGGGGUGGCUUCAUGGGGUUUCUGUCGUAUGAAUUUGGAACAGCAUCAUUGCAUCUUGAUGUGCCAGAAGACACCAGAAUACCGGUCUCCACGCCUGAGCUCAGCCUCCUCUGGGUGGAACGCAGUAUUAUCUUUAAUCAUUAUACCGGGACGGCUCAUGUGCAGUCAAUAAGGAAGAACGACAGCGCUUGGGUCAAUGGAGUAGCCGAUGAGCUGCGUACUAUGCCUCUAUCCCAAGCAACAGCAGCUUUGAGUCCUUCUGAAACCGACAGAUUGCUCCAGGUUUUGUCCUCGACAACCUUUGCCCUCCCAGACCACGACACGUAUAUUUCUCGCAUUCGCGAAUGUCAAGCCGAGCUCCUCGCGGGCAACUCGUACGAACUAUGUCUCACUACUGAGGCAACUGUCACGACAGCUGCUGUCCCCGAUGGCCCCUGGCUGCUUUACAACAACAUUCAACAACACAACCCUGUUCCUUUUGCAGCUUUCGUCCGCCUCCACCAAACCACCAUCCUCUCCUCUUCGCCCGAGCAGUUCCUCUCUUGGUCUGCCGAGAACGGCGCCAUCGACAUGAUCCCCAUGAAAGGAACGGUCAAGAAAACUCCAGAGACGACCCUUGCCAAAGCUAUUGCGAUCUUGUCGUCUGCGAAGGAAAGCGCCGAGAACUUGAUGAUUGCAGACCUUAUCCGGCAUGACCUAUACAGCACCGUGGGCCGUGACGCGAAAGUUGAGGUGGUGAAAUUAUGUGAUGUGGUCGAGUCAGAAACGGUCUACUCGCUCGUCUCGCACAUCCGUGCCCACGUUCCACAUUCCCCAACAGCGGAUCCGAAGUCCAGCGAACACGCGAAAGAGAUGACUAGUUACGGCGUGAGAGCACUUACUCGCACGCUACCACCGGGCAGUAUGACGGGAGCCCCCAAGAAGCGGUCCUGCGAGAUCCUUCACCGUCUGGAGCAAAGAGAGCGUGGUGUCUACUCCGGGGCUAUCGGGUACAUGGAUGUUGGUGGCAACGGCGCUUGGUCGGUGUGUAUACGCACCGCCUUCUCAAACGACGACCAGACAGAGAUGGACCAGAGUACAGGCGAAAAGAUGAUGAAAUGGCGAAUUGGAGCCGGCGGAGCGAUCACUGUGCUCAGCGACGAGGAGCAGGAAUGGGAGGAAAUGAUGACAAAGUUGGACAGCGUUUUACGAGGCUUUCAGAUGAACUGA